AUGUCUACAGAGGACGAUGGGUUCAACUCGAAGAACUGGGUUUGGGUUCCAGAUGAUUCUAAUUUUUUUUCUAAAGGAUAUAUAACCGACUAUUUACAAGACGGUAAUUGUAAAGUGACUGUAAUCGAUGGAAAUCAUGAAACAAACAAAAUAGUCAAAAGUGAUACGCUUGAAAACUGUAAUCCCACUAAAUUUAAUAAGUGUGAUGAUAUGGCUGAGUUGACACAUUUGAACGAGCCGUCUGUCGUUUAUAAUUUAUAUUUGAGAUACAAUGAUGAUUUGAUUUACACGUACUCCGGUUUAUUCUUAGUUGCGAUAAAUCCAUACAAAUCUUUACCUAUUUAUGAAAAGAGGGUUUUGAAAAAGUUUCAUAAUCAUGAAUAUGAAAGGCCUCCUCCUCAUAUUUUCGCUACCGCUGAAGGUACUUAUAGGAACCUUUUGAGUAAUCAUAAAGACCAGUCGAUACUAGUUACUGGAGAGAGUGGUGCAGGUAAGACCGAAAAUACCAAGAAGAUUAUUCAGUAUUUGUCAUCAAUCACAAGCAUGGACAAUACGAGGCACGAUAAUCAUACUAUUGAUACAAAGAUCCUUCAAGCUAAUCCGAUUUUAGAAAGUUUUGGUAACGCAAAGACCAUCAAAAAUAACAACUCAUCAAGAUUUGGAAAAUUUAUCAAAAUCUACUUUACUUCUGAAGGCAUAAUAAAUGGCGCAAAUAUUGAUUACUAUUUGUUAGAAAAAUCAAGAGUCGUUAGUCAGUCCGAAGAAGAAAGAAAUUACCAUAUAUUUUACCAGUUUAUCAAAGGGUUUGAGAAGUCAAAAUUGAAGAGUUUUGGAUUAGCCAAUGACGUUAAAAGCUAUAAUUAUUUAAGUGGUUCUAAAAUUGACAUUCCGAAUACAGAUGACGCCAAAGAUUUCAAUUUCUUAGUGGAUGCAUUUACUACCAUGGGGUUCACGGAAGCGGAAGUGUCAAAUAUUUUAUCUAUACUAGCCAUCAUAUUGCAUCUCGGUAACUUGGAAUUCAAUUCAUGGAAGGCAGAGCAGGCUAGCUUUAAGUCUGAUGCUCCAAUCGAUAUUAUUAUAAAUCUUUUAGGAAUAUCUAGACAAGACUUUUUGGAUAAUAUUUUAAGGCCCAAAGUUAAAGCAGGUAGAGAAUUUGUUCAAAAAUCUAAGAAAGCUCCAGAAGUUAAAUAUGCUGUUGAUGCAUUAGCCAAGCACUUAUAUGAGCGAGUUUUUCAGUAUAUUAUUGAAAGGAUUAAUGAUAAUUUGAAGAACGAAACAUAUCAAGGGGUCUUAAACUUUAUUGGGGUAUUAGACAUUGCAGGUUUUGAAAUUUUCAAACAAAAUUCAUUCGAACAAUUAUGUAUCAAUUAUACUAAUGAAAAGUUGCAGCAAUAUUUCAACCACCAUUCGUUUAUUUUAGAACAAAGUGAAUACUUAAGGGAAGAUAUACAAUGGGAAUUUAUUGAUUUUGGUCAAGAUUUACAGCCAACAAUUGACUUGAUUGAAACUAAGAAUCCUAUGGGUGUUCUUGAAAUUUUGAAUGAAGAAUGUAUGGUGCCAAAAGCAAAUGACAGAACUUUCAUUGAAAAGCUUGCCGCUAAUUGGGGAAAGGGUCAAAGCAGUAAAUUUCAACAAAACAAGCUCAAGAAUGGUUUUAUUAUUCAUCAUUAUGCUGGUAAGGUUGAAUAUAACGUUGAUAAUUGGUUGCAGAAAAAUAACGAUCCUGUCAAUGAAAACGUUCUAAAAUUAUUGCCUUUUUCAGAGAAUCAAUUCGUCAAGGAUUUGUUUAUGAAUGACGAACAUUUAAUACAAAAUAAUAAUAAGCGGAAGUUAAAGACUACGUCACAAAAGCACAAAGAACAGUUGUCAAGCUUGAUGGAUCAAUUAAGUCGUACGGAACCUCAUUUUGUAAGAUGUAUUUUGCCAAAUCUCGAAAAGAAACCGAACAAGUUAGAUAAGAAUUUGGUUUUGCAUCAAUUGCGUUGUAACGGUGUACUAGAAGGAAUUAGGAUCACUAGAGCUGGUUAUCCUAAUAGAAUGACUUUUGAUGAUUUUUGUCUGAGAUACUCGAUACUUAAUAAAAAAGAAGUAUUUACUAAAAAUACAAAAACUAACAGUGAAUUAAUCUUGAAGCACAUUCACUUAGACGUUGAUAGUUAUAAAGUAGGUAUUACAAAAAUUUUCUUCAAGAAUGGCAUUUUGGGCAAACUUGAAGAAUUGAGAGAUUUGAGUUUAAAGAGCACCUUUACAGAUUUGCAAAGCUUGAUAAGAGGUAAUUCUACAAGAACUAGUAUGAAAUCUAAAAUUUCGGAAAUACAAUCUUCUCAGCUUAUAGCCAGAACCUUCAGAACAAUGAAUGAAUCGUUAACUUCAAGUCCAUGGAUGGAUUUGUUUAUCCACAUUAAGCCUCUCUUGGAAGAUUCUGUUAAGGUACUUGACUCUAAGGAAAUGAAUGAAAAUUUGAAAAAGGCUAAUACUAAGUUGGAAGAUACCAUAAAAUCUAAAGAAAAACUUGAGAGUGAAAAUGAAAGGCUUCGUGAUCAGAUGAACAAGUUAGAAAAUGAGAUUAUUGCAACAACUAGUAUGGUUAAAGAGAGAGAUUCCUUGGUAGAGAAGCUCAAAAUUUUUGAGAAGGAGGGUUUGAAGAAUAUAUCUGAUUUGAAAGACAAAAUUGGGAAGGCCAAGCAGGAAAAUUCAAAGUUGUCUGAUGAUAAGUCAGUUUUAGAAAAGAAGCUUACAGAGUCAUUUAACAAAAUAAAACAAAAUGAAUCGCACGUUAAUGAAUUAAAUGAUAAGCAUUCGAAUAUUUCAUCCAAGGUAGCUGAAUUAGAAUCAAUAAUUACGUUACAUGAAGAGGAAAAACAGAAGCAUACAAAUCUAAUUGCCAAUCUCGAAAAGGAACACAGUUCUACUAGGGAAUUGUCUGAUUCGGAAACAAAAAAGUUACGUGAAUCAAAUCAACAAUUGAAAUCUGAGUUAGAAAGCAUGGAACUUAAACACGGCGAGCUUGUUCCAAAACAUGAAAAUCUUACUAAGGAACUCGUGUCAUUAAAGGAUUCUAUAGCUAUCGAUAAAAAUUCAGGUACAGAGAAAGAAGAAGAAAUCAAUGCAUUAAGGUAUAAUGUUGAAGCAAGUGAGAAACAAAUUAUGGAAUUAAAAAAUCUGUUAUCAGAAGAAAAAAUGUACUCGGAUAAAAUUAAAAGUGAAUUAGCGCAGGCCACUAGAGACUUGAAACUAAACGAAGAUAAGUAUAAAAAGUUAGAGAAAGAAUCCAAUCAAUUAAAGCAAGAACUAAUGAGCUCAAAUGAUACUGAAAGAAACCUCAAACAAAAGCAUGCAAAGGAACUCAUUGGCUUACAAGAUGUAGCAUUACUCAAAGAAAAGUUGGCAACAGCUUCAAAUGAAAAUGUUUCUAUCACAAAAUCUCUUGAAUCUUUGAAAACAAACUACGAGACAUCCAAAAAAGCGAAUACCGAAUAUUCUAAUCAGAUUGCAACAUUAAAACAUAAACUUACAGAGUUGGAAGACGUUACCAAGGAAAAUGAAAAAGAAAAGGAAAACUUCCCACCUGAACCAUCAUUUAAAGGCGAUUAUGCUAACAUGAAGCUUAAAUUGAAUGAACACAGUGCAAUGUUACGGAAAGAAAAAUUUGAAAAUAAAAAAUUGAGCGAAGAGUUGAAUAUUUUAAAGACCAGAAAGUCCUUUGAAGAGUCUAGAAAUGAAGCAACACUCAAUAGAAGGUCAUUGGCUAUAGGGGAAGGCAUUUCAUUGGGAUCUGGGGUGGAUAACCUAAAUGAAGAAAUUGAAGGUUUGAAAUUAAAAUUAGAACAAGAGGAAGCUAAUUCACAAAGGGCAGAAAACUAUGCAAUCGAACUUCAAAAGAAAUUGAAUAAAUUGCAAUCCACCAGAGGAAUAAAUAGCUGGACUGAUUAUGAAAAGAAAUAUAGAGAUUCUCAAGUUAGAGUUACAGAACUUGAAAAGAAAUUUCAAGAUAUUUUAACCACGGAUGAAACUGUGUCCAUUCCAUCACCACUCUCUAAAAGUGAAAAUCUCAGCAGGAGUAGCAUGACUUUAUCUAGUUCAAACCAGGACUUCGUCAAGAUAUACCAGGACAUCACCAGAACUUUAAAGUCCACCAGAGAAGAAUUAACUGUUGCUAAAAGUGAAAUUUUGAGGUUGAAAUCAUUAUUGAGAGAAUCAGAGGAUGAGUUAUAUGAUGCUAAACGUCUGUCAUUUAGAUCUUCGGUUUCAAAUUAUGAGGAAGAGCUUGCACAAUUGAAAGUCAGAAGUGAUAGUCUAUACUCUCAAAACUCUGAAAUAAAUCGGAGUCUCGAAUUAUAUAAGAAGAGGUCUGAUGAAUAUUACAGAAAACUCGAGCUUGCUGAAUCUGCAGUUCAAAUUUCGAAGAGACAUGAGCAAGCUGCAUCCCGUGAGUUGAUUGAAAUUAAAAAUCAAUUAAAGUUAACACGAGAAGAAUCCAGGGCUAGCCAAAUUAUGAUUAAGGAGAUUAGAAAUGAGAAUUCUCUGUUAGAAGAAAGAAUUAAUGAUAAGAAUUUUGAAUUGCAAAAAUUACAAAAUCGGAUGAGCGUAGUAAAUGAUAAACUAAACUAUCAUAACAAAAAUUAUGGAAAUAAGGAAUUAAAUGAGAAAUAUAAGGAGGAGAUUAGAAACCUCCACAAAGACUUAAAUUUUAAGAUGGAGACUGAAACAAAUUUAGUUAAAGAAAACAAAAAGCUUCAACUUGAUUAUGAAGACUUAAUUGCAGAAAAAGAUUCUCUUGAUAAAGAGUUAGCUAUGAAAUUGGCUAAAUUAAGUGAAUUCGAAUAUUUGUCCUCCGAUCUUUCAAAGAAAUUGAGAGUUUUAGACAAUGAAAAAGUGAUCCAUGAAAGAAAAAUCAAUAAUUUAUCCAAACAAGUCACUUCGUUAAAAGAACUUGUUACGGAAACCACGAGUCAAAGAGAUGAAUUGCUAGAAACAAAAGAAACACUCGAGGAACAAAUCAUACAGUUGAAUCAAAAAUUAGAUGAUAAUGCAGCACAAAUACAGCAAUACGAAUCCGAUAUGAAUAUUCUUCGAGACCACUUGGAGAAUCAAAGAGAAGCAUCUACCACAAUGAGGUCUGAACUAAACGAAUCUAAAAUUCUAAGUAGAGGCGAUAUUCAGGACUAUCAAAGGGUUAAAAAGGAAGUUUUGGUUACAACUGAAGAGAACGAUUCAUUGAAAAAAGUUAAUAAAGAGCUCAAUAACAAAGUACAUAUCCUCGAGGAAAAAUUGUACGGUAAUGAACAGUUGAAAUACUGGGAAGCAAAGGUAAAUGACUUGUCGAGAGACUUGGAUAUAUCCCAUAAUGACAAUUAUAAUGCCUCCAAGACUAUUAAGAGUUUGGAAAGAGAACUCAAGAAGCUUGAAAUUAGAGUUGAUAAUGAAUCUCAAUUAACCAAGAAAUAUAAUGAUGAAAACUUUGAUUACCAAAAUAAAGUUAGCCAUUAUAAAAGUACGAUUGACAUUUUACAUAAUGAAGGCAUGGAAAAAGAUUUAUUACUAAAGGCUAGCGAAAGAGAAAACUUGGAAAUGAAGGAGAACAUGUUAAUGUUAGAAAGAGAAGUUUUAAGUCUAAAGGAAAAGUUUGGAAUCAAUGUUUAA
Messenger RNA from Debaryomyces hansenii CBS767, 5643 nucleotides. It is a transcript of the gene MYO1, whose product is annotated as myosin 1. Gene Ontology annotation, molecular function: actin filament binding; microfilament motor activity; ATP binding. Gene Ontology annotation, biological process: vesicle transport along actin filament; actin filament organization. The coding region runs from base 1 to 5643 and encodes 1880 amino acids. NCBI's taxonomy places the organism in Eukaryota, Fungi, Ascomycota, Pichiomycetes, Serinales, Debaryomycetaceae. Gene Ontology annotation, cellular component: myosin complex; actin cytoskeleton; vesicle. The record is from RefSeq and is a predicted model, not a curated record. The transcript has a single exon.